Molecule: messenger RNA, 681 nt
Organism: Hordeum vulgare subsp. vulgare (domesticated barley)
Lineage: Eukaryota; Viridiplantae; Streptophyta; Magnoliopsida; Poales; Poaceae
Exons: 2
Coding region: 242-628 (128 amino acids)
Source: RefSeq, a predicted model, not a curated record
GGCCAGGUCAUCUUUUGAAAGAUGAGACGGAUCUUGAAUUAUGUAUGACUUCAAAAAGAAUGAUACAUUAGCCCCCAAGUGUCAGGGAUGUUGCUUGCAACAGUUCCGAAACUUGUCUCCCCAAUUUUUUUUUGCAGGAAUCCGUGACACGGGCCGAGUCAUCCCUUGCUGACUUGAAGAAAAACUUAGCCGAACAACAGAAUGCUCGGACUGAAUCUAAAGAGAAUUGGCCCUUGCUGAUAUGGAGAAAAUGAAUGCUGACCACCAAAAAUUUGAGAAGAAAGCCAAUGUUGAUCAAGCCGCCAUCAUGAAGCGGGCGGAACAAGCCGAGGCAAAGCUAGAAGCCGCCCUACAAGAGCUCUCCGGGUUAAAAAAGCAUAUCUCCAACAUGACCCAAGCCAUCUUUGGGUCGCGAGUCGCCAAUCUCCAAGACGACUGCAUCAUGAAGCUGAAGGCGGUUUACACCUUUACAGAGAAGCUGUAUACGGGAAGCAUGAUGACGAUGAAGGCAGUGAUGGGCAACAAGGAGCCAAUUAAAUCCAUCAAGAAUAUGCUGGGUUGCCUGUCAACGUUGCCACCCCAGGUAGAUGAACUAAAGAGGUCAACCGCUGAUAACCCACAAGUAUAGGGGAUCGCAACAGUUUCGAGGGUAGAGUAUUCAACCCAAAUUUAUUGAUUCGA